AGCCAUUGAUUGCCACCAGUCUGAUUGUGGCGGUGUCGCUACUCGUGGUGGUGGUGAACUUCUCGGAAAAGCCCUACAUCCUCCUGCAGCCUGUCUUUGGCCAGACGUUCAGCAGCAGCUGGAUGUUCUCUAAGCAGCCAUACAAAGCCUUCAAGCCUCAUCCAGGCUACGUCAGCAUCCCCAAACAAGAGCCCCUGAAGCUGAACUGUGAGCUCUGCAGCAUCGUGUCCAGUUCUGGUCAGAUGUUGGGACAAGCUGUUGGCCCACAUAUCGACCGCUCCUCUUGCAUCUGGCGGAUGAACAAUGCACCCACACGGGGUUUUGAACAAGAUGUGGGCCUACGAACCACGCUACGAGUUGUUUCACACACCAGUGUCCCGCUACUUCAGCCCCUGAAGCUGAACUGUGAGCUCUGCAGCAUCGUGUCCAGUUCUGGUCAGAUGUUGGGACAAGCUGUUGGCCCACAUAUCGACCGCUCCUCUUGCAUCUGGCGGAUGAACAAUGCACCCACACGGGGUUUUGAACAAGAUGUGGGCCUACGAACCACGCUACGAGUUGUUUCACACACCAGUGUCCCGCUGUUGCUACAGAAGCCCCACUACUUCUUUGGACAGGGCAAUGAUACGGUCUAUGUCGUCUGGGGGCCUUUACGGAACAUGAGAAAAGAUGGUAAGGGCAUUGUGUACAACAUGCUGCGACAGGCAGCAGAAAACUACCCCCACGCACGUAUCUAUGUAACCACAGAGGACAGGAUGAACUACUGCGACAUGGUCUUCAAGAAGGAGACAGGCAAAGACAGGAUCCAGUCGGGCUCCUACCUCAGCACGGGCUGGUUUACACUCAUCCUCGCCAUGGACAUGUGCAAAGAGAUCCAUAUCUACGGCAUGAUAAAUGACACCUACUGCAAGACAGAUGGUUACCGGAAGGUGCCGUACCACUACUACGAAGCAGGAAGCCGGGACGAGUGUGCAGAGUACCUCCUUCAUGAGAGUGCCCCCUACGGUGGCCACCGCUUCAUCACAGAGAAGGCUGUGUUUGCAAAGUGGGCCAAGAUGCAUGGCAUAAAGUUCUUCAACCCCCCUUGGCAGCUGUCAUGACCCGUCCUGAACCAAUCUGGAAAUGCCACAUCAUCGUGCAGAGACGGCUGCUGACUGCGCUGGAAAAAGGAGGAAAAAAACGUGUACAAACUUAUUUCUCUGCACUAAAUCUGAUCCAUUACUACUCCUUAAACAUUAGUUUCAGUUCCAAUGUGCGGGUUCUCCAGGACCUUCAGCGAGACCAAUUCAAGCCUUUUCCUGGUCAUUUAGACAAAAGAAAAUGUUUUUAAUUUGUUGGCCAACCCAGAGAGUAUAGAGAGCUCUCCUGAUUCUCAAAUACUGAAGCUUUUUCUGCAGCUUGAGCGUUAAUGCGAAAGGGCAGCUGCUCUCUGCAACGAACACAGCCAAGCAAUCUAUCCGUUUUCUGCUCUGUGAGCCGAGCAAACAAUGGAUCUGUGUCUACAAACAAAAAACAUGAAGAAACCACCGUCACUCAGCUGGCAAUGACCUCACAUUUCAAAUUUUCAGAACUUUUUAGCAGAAGGAAAGCUCUGCUCCUGUAAGAACAGUCAAGCUGUCAUGGACUUCUGUUUUCAGUCAGGCUGUAAUUAAUCUCUAACCAGCAUUAUUCAGCCCUUCAUCUUCAACCAAGGGAGUACUGACGACAGAUGCUGUGUCAACUUCAAUUUAUUCAAGUGUUUCAAAAAAAAAGUCAGCAAACAAGGUCAUUUGAAAAGCAAAAGACACCAGCGCAAUUAGCAUUUAUUACACAUUUCAGAUGAAAUGAAAGUAUUCAACAACUUUUCAAGUAGUUCUUUUUUUUAAGACUGUUAUGCUGUCUCCUUUGAAUCACACGGUUUGAAGAUGUCAGCUUUGCUGCAAAACGCUGUGACAUCGAGAUGUAAGCGACAGUUUGUUUUUUGUGGCAGCAGCGUGACAUUUGCACAGGUUGCUUAAUUUAUUCUGCUGAGAUAAAUUUCGGGCACUCUCUUUAACGUUGUGCCAUCGACCAUGUGAGCUUCACAGCACAAAGUGCAACAUGCAGUUCUUUGCUCUUUGUGACCCUGCAGAGGCAGAUGAUUGUGCGUGCAGUGAAACUGCUUCAAGUUAAUUGUAUUAUAUUAUCAUUUUGUGCCUGCAAUAUUGUCUGCUCUUUUUUGUGUGGAGACGGAGGAGGCUGUACCCAUUUAUUCUCAUCUUCUCACCUAGUCUCUCUCUCUCUCUCUCUCUCUCUCUCUCUCUCUCUCUCUCUGCACAGCAUCAUGUCAGUGUGUGCACGUUUGUCUGUGAUCAGACUUUUGUUCCUGCUGCAGUACACGGUUUAUUACAAUUCGUGUACGCUGCCUUUUAAGAUAACAAGUGGAUGUCGAUUUUUAGUGGCUUUCAGGUCAACAGACUGAGAUGUUUUUGUCAAACUCCAGCUGAUUUUGGUUUAACUCAACCUUUUUGGGCUGUCACGAAAGGAGUAUUUUUUUGUUUGUUUUUUCCUUCAGCGUUGCUACACAUCAGUCACCUUGACGAACAUUCAGAGAUGAAGCUUUGGCUUUCCUCCUUUAUGCUGCAUUCACAAUGAGAAUGCAGCAUUACAGUUCAGGUCAACAUACAGUCCAAGAAGAUGUAGGAGAAGAAAACAAACAGUGGAAUGUGUACUUAGUUGCGCUUUGGCGCUGCAUUGGGGAUGACACCUCCACCCUUUGGGGUUUUAAUUGGAUGCUUUUGCAGUGUAGCUGUACUGCUACAAAACCCUGCUGGUAACAGUGAGGGCCAAAGGUGGAAGUAACUUUCUUCUCCUUAGCAUAGUAUAGCGUGUUGUCUCUUUUGGGCGGGAUAAUAUAUUGUGAACAAAGAAAAACGCUGGGUUUCCUGUGUGCUGAAAUCCACCUGCAUUUCUUUACGUUUGAUGUCAACAUCAAUCUGCUUCGUUAAUUUAGUUACGCUUCAGGCCCACCAGACGAGCAAUGCGGCAAAUUCUGCCAAAGUGCUUCUUUCAGUGUGCUGCAGACAUGAGUUGAGAGGGUCAGAAAGCCUCAGAGUCCCUGGGAUUGUUGCAAUUUUGCGCAGAUGCGCAGCAACACAGUAGUAAAAACCAGCCUUCAUUGAAAGCUCUUAUCACAGGUUGAACAUGUUUUUUUUCUGUCUUUGUUUCACCUGCGUUUCAGCGGCUGUACGUUAGAGCGCUUCACUUUUUUAUUUUUUAACACCAAGGUGUACUGGUGUUAAAAUAAUGGCAGAUUCUCUUCUGUCUUUCAGCAUGAAAAUACCUGAAACUCAGCUUACAGGGUUCUUCUGAUGACAGCUGUAUUUUUAGAAGCAUAUUUGCUUGUGUUUGCAUCAGGAUAAAAAAAAAAAACAGCUCAACACAGCAAAGUAGGUAAGUAGGUUAUGCAAAGACGUUGUAAAACCGGUGAGCUGUUCAUCAUGUUGUCAUUUUCCUCACUCUCUGUAAGUCAAACUGGAUGAUGAGAACAUCAGCAGAAUGUAAAAAUGUCCCGUAUUAAAUUCCUUCCUGUACAGUUCAGUGGGCGCCAGACGCUCGUAACACAGGCAGUGUCACGGGGUUGAUUUCCUCUGGUAGGCACGCUAAAGAGAUACUGCAUGUAGUUUCAACAGUAUAAAAGCAGUAUGUAAAGCAAGUGUCUGUUUUAUAUUUCCUGAUAAUCAGAUCUGGGCACCAGCAUUGGUACUUUUAUGAUGAUUAUUAUUCCUGUGGACAGACACACUGAGGCAGUUAUUUAACAGUGUAUCAUAUUAAUGGCAAACCUUUUUGUAUUGCAUUUCUACUCCGAUCCUGAUUGUGCAGUCAUCUGGCAGCUACUCACUGAUUACUUUUACUUCUACUGUCAGUCUACAUUAUGUUAUAAAGCACUUCACAUCCAAAAAAUACAAAA
Thalassophryne amazonica is the source of this 3925-nucleotide messenger RNA. RefSeq names its product ST6 (alpha-N-acetyl-neuraminyl-2,3-beta-galactosyl-1,3)-N-acetylgalactosaminide alpha-2,6-sialyltransferase 3 (gene st6galnac3). The transcript has 6 exons. The record is from RefSeq and is a predicted model, not a curated record. Lineage: Eukaryota; Metazoa; Chordata; Actinopteri; Batrachoidiformes; Batrachoididae. Gene Ontology annotation, molecular function: alpha-N-acetylgalactosaminide alpha-2,6-sialyltransferase activity. Bases 123 to 1097 code for a protein of 324 amino acids. Gene Ontology annotation, biological process: ganglioside biosynthetic process; oligosaccharide metabolic process.